Molecule: messenger RNA, 1792 nt
Organism: Pygocentrus nattereri (red-bellied piranha)
Lineage: Eukaryota; Metazoa; Chordata; Actinopteri; Characiformes; Serrasalmidae
Gene: rab11al
Product: RAB11a, member RAS oncogene family, like
Exons: 5
Coding region: 351-1001 (216 amino acids)
Biological process (GO): neurotransmitter receptor transport, endosome to postsynaptic membrane; exocytosis; melanosome transport
Cellular component (GO): axon; postsynaptic recycling endosome; transport vesicle
Molecular function (GO): GTPase activity; GTP binding
Source: RefSeq, a predicted model, not a curated record
CUAGAAACGAGCCCCGAAAGUUUUGGUGACGCAGGCGGACGAGAUCCUCGACGUUUUGGCUUCAAAACUGGGGUUAUAAUUAAAAAUUAUCAUAUGUUUACCUCGCUGAACGUUGUUUGACGAGCUCGUUUUAAGCGGAAUGUGCUUUUCUUGGGCUCCUCCGGCAAACGAACGAGCUGCCGUCUUCUCUUCAUAACAACUUACUUUGACGUGAAACGGUUAGUUAGCCGAAAGCUAAGUUACGGCUUCGACCGCCGGCUCAGCUCAGUGGAAACCCCUCAGAGGAAAAAAGUGUUUCGCUUGUUGUUUCUGCGGGAUUUAACUCGCCUAAUCGAUACGGGACUGAAGCAAUGACGGGCAGGGAAGAAGAGUACGACUAUCUCUUCAAAGUGGUUCUGAUUGGAGACUCUGGCGUCGGGAAGAGCAACCUGCUGUCCCGUUUCACGCGCAAUGAGUUCAACCUGGAGAGCAAGAGCACCAUUGGCGUGGAGUUCGCCACUCGCAGCAUCCUGGUGGAGGGCAAGACCGUCAAAGCUCAGAUUUGGGACACAGCAGGCCAAGAGAGAUAUCGAGCCAUCACCUCAGCAUACUACCGUGGUGCUGUGGGUGCUCUCCUGGUGUAUGACAUUGCGAAGCAUUUGACGUAUGAGAACGCAGAGCGUUGGCUGAAGGAGCUGCAGGACCAUGCCGACAGCAACAUCGUCAUCAUGCUGGUGGGCAAUAAAAGCGACCUGCGGCACCUGAGGGCUGUGCCUACAGAUGAGGCCAAGGCAUUCGCAGAGAAGCAUGGACUUUCUUUUCUCGAGACGUCUGCUUUGGACUCCUCUAAUGUAGAGCUUGCCUUCCAGACCAUUCUCACAGCAAUCUAUCGCAUUGUUUCUCAGAGGCAAAUCUCAGGGCGUGGUGAUGCCGAUUUCUCACCCAACUCCAACGUAGUGCCCAUCACGGUGCAGCCCACUCAGAGCUCUGCCAAGCAAACCGUCUGCUGCCAGAACAACUGAGCAGCCACCACAGCACUACAGGAUCAUGGGAAAAACCGACAUCAGGCUGGCCAUGGGCUGCGAGACAGGAGUUGCGCAUGUCCAGCUCUGCUUAGUUUGUGGUGUCACUUACUAUGCAGCCUGUCGUUAUCAAAUGUAACAAGCUUUAUCGGUUAUGCCCUAAUUUAUAAGCUUUAAUAUAGGACGAGAAGAGAGAGGAUUUUUUUAAAUAUUAUAUAUAUAUAUAUAUAUAUAGACUGGACUGGACUGAUGAAUCAUUCUUUAUAUUUUCUCACUAGGUAGAGAUGGUACUGGAAGACCAUAUUUUUAUGCACUUUUGUCAAAAGAAGACAAACUGGUAACAAACAGAAUGCUGGAAGAACUUUAUCACCGAAUAGUGCGUAGAUUGUACAACAGUAGUCAAGAAGCCUGUGUGGUAUAUAUUUUUAGAUGGGAGGAGGCUUUUAUUAACCACUACACCUUUAGUCUAACUUCUAAUGCAGCCUUGAACAAGGGAAACACAAGCUCAUCUCAGUAUGUCUCGUACCGUCUAUUCAUCAGGCCUGGCUCAAGGGGUGGAGCAACCUCUGAGAUUAUAUUGUUGAGAUUCAAUUCUGAGAGACUAGAUUUUUAUUAUUGCAACGGACCUGUUUUCUCAUGGUGGUGUUAACUUGUUAUUCUGCCUAUAUUAAGUCUUUUAUUUAUGGGUUCAUUAAUUGAGAGUGAAUCUCUUCACUUCCUUUAAGUGGCAUUCUGUAUUUGGGGCGCCCGGAGUAAAAAGUAAAGCGGCUUACUCUGAUGAGGACCUGAAA